ACCUUCUUUGUAACAAUAUUAAAGAAGAAAUCAUGAAUUCAGUUCAGACAAUUUUUUUUGGAAUUCGUGAAUAUCUCAGUCCCGUGCUUAAAAAUUCCAAGUUCAAAGAAACUGGUUGCAUUACACCUGAAGAGUUCAUAGCUGCUGGUGAUUUUUUGGUCUACAAAUGUCCGACUUGGAACUGGGAGGGCGGUGAAGUGAGCAAAAGACGAGAUUAUCUACCAGUCGAGAAACAAUUUCUUAUAACGAGAAACGUUCCUUGCUUAAGACGCGUAAAACAGAUGGAGUAUACAGAUGAAGAUGCUGAAACCCAAAUUGAAACUGAAAAUGGUGAAGAUGCAUGGGUUGCUACUCAUAGUGGCCGUGCAACAACAAAUAUUGAGGAAAUUGCGCAACAAAUUGAAGGAGAUGAAGACGAAAUUUGCAAAAAAGUUACCAACAUUGUAUUAGAUGAUACGAAUGACAAAGAGGAUGUCGACAUCCCCGAUAUCAAUGAUAUUCCAGAUAUGGAUGAUGUCGGAGAUGGUGUAGCAGAAGAAGAUGACCCGGCAACGUUAGCUGAAGCUAGCAACGUGAGAACAUCGUCAUACGAUGAUGGGCCGAGCGAUAAAAUUCUUCAAGUACGAACAUACGAUGUAUUUAUUACGUAUGAUAAAUAUUAUCAAACACCUCGAAUGUGGCUAUUUGGUUAUGAUGAGCAUCGACGACCACUGACUUCGAUCCAAACAUUUGAAGAUAUUUCUCAAGACUAUGCUAAAAAAACUGUGACCAUUGAAACUCAUCCACAUUUGAACAUGUCUUUGGCUAGUAUUCAUCCAUGUCGCCAUGCUCAAGUCAUGAAAAAAAUUAUUGAAAAGAUGAAUGAAGAAAGUGUCAAAAAAUUUGAAUUAUUUCAGCAGCAAAUGGGUAAUGUUGCAGGGCCUAACGCGCCACAAGUAGAACAAGCGCAAGUGAGAGUUGAUCAGUAA
Messenger RNA from Scutellospora calospora, 968 nucleotides. The record is from the annotation of a GenBank genome assembly. Lineage: Eukaryota; Fungi; Glomeromycota; Glomeromycetes; Diversisporales; Gigasporaceae.